This is a messenger RNA of Lagopus leucura (white-tailed ptarmigan), 4344 nucleotides long. It is a transcript of the gene TOR1AIP2, whose product is annotated as torsin 1A interacting protein 2. Gene Ontology annotation, cellular component: membrane. NCBI's taxonomy places the organism in Eukaryota, Metazoa, Chordata, Aves, Galliformes, Phasianidae. Gene Ontology annotation, biological process: membrane organization. Gene Ontology annotation, molecular function: ATPase activator activity. The transcript is spliced from 6 exons. The coding region runs from base 316 to 1911 and encodes 531 amino acids. The record is from RefSeq and is a predicted model, not a curated record.
GGCAGGGUUCACCUUUGCACCCACAGCGGAGGAUUCAGAGUGUAUUCAGGGAAAGGACUCUUCAGCCAGCCCCAGGGCAAAGGCAAGCCCCAAGGCCAUUGCUGGCCACCUCGCUGCUUCUAGUUGCCUCCCUGACAGGCUCCAGCCCUGCCUGGUCUACAGGCAUUCAGCUGCAGUUCCUGAGGCCGAGGCAGGAUGGUGGCCCUGCCAGGGGUAGGACUUGUUCAGUCACCCCACCAGGGGGGAGACGAGUCCCUGGACAAGCAAAGGAGAAAGUGAAGCAAAACAGUGCUGGGACUCCAAGGGAGAAAAGAAAUGGAAGAGAAUUCAAGUGUGGGUCUGCCCGGAGCUGGGCCAGCCCAAGAGGAGGUGGAGAGCACAGCCAAGCAUCCUGUACACCAAGAACCUCCCCAAGAAUCUCCUGAGCACCAAGUGACCAGCACAUGGCCUGAGACCCCCUGCAAAUCAGAGGAGGACACUUUAGUGUGUAAGCCACCAGCUGCUCAUGGGGGAGAGGUGGCUCUGACAGAGUUAGAUAGCCCCACAGUGGAGUCUCCUCAGGAGACUCAAGUUCCUCAGGAAACUGAAGUAUCACUGGAAGAAUCUGGGGAGACAAAAAAUGAUGCAUCAGAAAGAUCUCAGGAAGAAAAUGAGUUGGACAGAGCCAGGCUGAUGCAAAAUGAAAUGGACUGUGCAGGACACAACCACGGCCUCCAGGAAGCCCAGGAGGACCAGGAGACAAGCAGGCAGUGUGAAAGCUCCGACACAGCAGAGGAAGAUGCUUUAUCAAGAAGCAAGUCAUUGAGCUCUGACAGCAAAAUGACACGUUCAGAUCUGAACGCCCCAGAAGAUGUCACCAAGGGCCUCUUGGCGCAGGAGAGCCCCAGUGCUCCUCUCCUAGACCAGGAGGCAGGAGAGCACACAGAGCAAGUGACACUGGAGAGUGACUACUCAGGCAUGUUAAGGAGCAGGCACGGGACUAAAGGACAUGCAGCCCCACAACCAGAGGCUCAGCGCUGCUUGCAGAACAUCAGUGCUCAAAACACAGAACAGGAGAAACCUACAGAGUCCCUCUUAGUGAAAGGUGAGGAAAAGGAGCUUCCCUUGUGCAUUACUCAUCGACCAGAAGGCCCCGAUCCUCCAGGAACAAGACUUGUCGUUCUGGGCCUCGUAUUUCUUGGCUUCUGCAUAUUCUGCUUCGGCAACCCAACCGCCAAAUCCCAGCCAGCCCCCAGGAACCCCACAGUGGAGGCCUUCCUGUCCCAGUUCAACCAGCUACAGGACAGGUUUCCAGGGCAGAGUCCCGACCUGUGGCUUCGCAGUCGCAAGUUCCUGCAGAAGCACCUCAACACAUCCCAGCACACGCAGCCGGCCAUCAUCAUCUUCACAGCCGCCCGCAAAGGCGAGCGGACCUUGCGAUGCCUUAGCGCCCGUGUAGCUGACACCUAUUCUGCCGCCCUGCGUGCCAGCACAGUGCAGAUCGAUGGCAAGGAUAAAUCCGGGCUCCAGAGCGACCAGGCCAAGCUGGAGGUGGACUCAGAGCUCAGCUCAGCUUUCCAGGCUGGGGACCGUGCUGCGGUGAUACAUCGCUUCGAGCUGCUGCCAGCGGGUGCCACCCUCAUCUUCUACAAGUACUGUGACCACGAGAGCGCUGCUUUUAAGGAUGUGGCCCUGCUGCUGACCGUGCUGCUGGAGGAGGAGAUGCUCGAGACCCACAUCAGACUCCAACAGGUGGAAGAGAGGGUUCGUGACUUCCUCUGGGCCAAGUUCACCAGUGCCAGGACUCCCAGCUCCUAUGACCACAUGGACUCUGACAAACUGAGCGGGCUGUGGAGCCGCAUCUCCCACCUGGUCCUACCGAUCCACCCAGUGCAGAACAUCGAGAAGUGGGGCUGCCACACCAAACCCUAAGGGCUUGCCAGAGCCCCAGGAAGGGUUGGAAAGCCAGCCUCAGAGCAGGUGGAGACAAAAAUGAAUGAAGAACUCACUUUGUUUAACACCAGUGCUGUGUAGAAUUCUCUACAGGUUUUUUUUUUCCUGUACCUUCCUGGAAGAGUUCAACAGGUAAAAACUGAUCCAGGCCUCCUGGCCAACUGAAGAUAAUAAUAGACUAUAUGCUUCCUUCUGACAGGUGGGAAAAGCUGAUAUUUUAGACUGCUAAUUGCACAGGAGCACGUUGCAAUGCAGGGAUGCAGGAAGGAAAAACUGCACGUUGCAGGAAGUAGAACAAAGCAAGGUAAAACUCACUAAACCCAACAUUUGGAAGUCAUGCUUCAAAAAGAAAAUAGAUUUGCUACCCAAGAGUUUGACCAGCCAGUCCUGGUACAUCUCCACUGACUGAUUCACACCUAAAAACCAGAUCCUAAAUUCAGAAUGUGCAAACAAAUCUGCAGUCCAGAAAUUCCUCAAACACCAAUGACAAAAAAUGUUAAGCUAUCAGCAUUUAAACACUACACAAAACAGGGAAUGGAGUGACCAUUCUGAAAGCAGAGAACAAGGAAACACAAAACACUUUGUUGUCACUCUGAUGGUGUGAAGCCCCGAGGCAAAGGGACGAAUAAUAUGGUUUAACUUAAUGCUACCUCUUAAAAAGUUCACUCUUGAUCCAUUUACCACCACAAGGCUACAAGAAUCUCUUUGGGCAGAUGCAUCAGCUUUGGUCCUACAUGAUUCCUUUUCACCCAGAUCUGAUGGAAGCCAUCAGAAGUGUUUCUACGUCAUUUGCCUGCACAGAGGGGAGCCCUCAGGGUUGGGACAUGAGCAAGCUGACAAAACACCUCCGUAAGCCAUUCCAUGGCCUUUCCAGGGCCCCUGGAAAAGCCCCCUUCAUGGAGAUUGAGAGUGUUUGCAGACCAGCAGUUCCCUGCCUUGCUUUCCCUUGUUCUGCCUGCCUCUCCCCAGCUUUUAUUGAUGAAUGUAGAUGAUAAUACUGAUACUUAUUUCAAGCCAUGUGAGACAGCACACCAGGUCCUUGCCACCAAAGGUACUUUUGCCUUCCUGCCAGGCAGGUGAUACUCUGGCUAACGUCAGAGCAACGAGGAGCAGACUGAUACUAAGUGGUAAAGAACAAAACCUAUGGCAUUAACACCCCAAAUCCUUAACUAAGCAGGAUGGAUUCUUACCGUGCCUCCUCUGCACCCCAAGAAGAGAAAUCCAGGUCCUGUACAGUCUCCUACAUGGUCCUCCUACAUACUGAGUUGCUGCAGGAGUGCUGGGGCAGAGCUGCUAACUCAGGGAACACCUAUGGGCAAGCACAGGUUGAAGUAUCUACUGUAACCUAGCAGCCAGCCCCAGGUGUCAGCCCCUUGUGCCUACAAUCAUGGCUACUGGAGAUGGAGCAGCUGGAGCAAAGCAUGUCUUGCUUUUGUAUGGACAACAGAGACUGAAGCCUUGCAGAGGCAGAAACUACACCUGAGCAAGACACAAAUCAAGAACAGUAUGCUGUUUAUACAAGCAGUUCACCCAAGUGCUCCAGACCCCUGUGCUGGCCUUUGGUGUCUUGCUGAUCUGCUCCACUGAUGGCUCAGCCAUCCACCCAGUGCCUGAAAUCACCACCUGAAUCUUCUGUCCUCCCACCACGUGCCUUGCCUCUCCUGGGAGAUUCUGUGGCCAUUGACUUGGAGGAAGGGACAAAGAGAGGGAAGAGGAAAGGGAUGCAAUUUGAACCAAAGAGCAGACAUUUGAUUUCUUUACAAUGCUGGUCACAUGAAGAUGAGAUCCAGGAGUGCUGCAGCACUUUAUCCACUACCCCAGACUUACUGAUGUUUAUCCCCCACGGCCAACAGGGAGCUGAGUUACCUUUGCAGCGUUGGCCAAGGAUUACACAUGAAGCAUCCUGUUGCAGAGGUUUUUACCAUGCCAAACACAACUAGACGUGCUACAGCCCAGCAUCAGCAGAGCAGCUCUAGGCGUGAUUUUAUACAAGAUAUAGGCAAGAUGCUGGGUGCUUCCUCCUCUUCCUCAUUUUUAUUGUUGUCCACUACUUCGGUAACAAAAAACACUGUUUCUGCUCUUCAUGGUUAAGUAUUGGCGCUGAUGUAAGAACUGGUGAAGCAUUAAUCGUGUUCAUAUUUUGAGAGAAAUCAGUAUUUUAAAGUUAUCUCACUACCAGUUUUAUAUACCGUGUGAAUAAUGCAUAGUCAGGGUAUGCAGUGGCAACUUCAUGCUGCUUGGGUACCUCGCUGUAAGCAUCAUCCAGCAAAGCUGUUCUAAUACAGAUACAUUUUUAUGACCUUUUAAAGACCAAAAGAAAAAAAAAAAACAAACAACCCUGCUUGCUUCUGAAACAAGACUUCUAUUUAAAAAUAAAUGAGAUUGUGAAAGAGAGCAGCAAAGUGAGGCUGA